This is a messenger RNA of Hemiscyllium ocellatum (epaulette shark), 11985 nucleotides long. RefSeq names its product BRD4-interacting chromatin-remodeling complex-associated protein-like. Gene Ontology annotation, biological process: positive regulation of DNA-templated transcription. The transcript is spliced from 16 exons. Gene Ontology annotation, cellular component: SWI/SNF complex. The record is from RefSeq and is a predicted model, not a curated record. The coding region runs from base 158 to 5506 and encodes 1782 amino acids. Lineage: Eukaryota; Metazoa; Chordata; Chondrichthyes; Orectolobiformes; Hemiscylliidae.
GAGGAAACCCCGUUAGGCAGGCGCUCUUCAUGACGGUAAAGCAUUGCUCCCAACGGUGCGUGACGUAAUGUGGGUAUUGUGCAGUCCCUGGCAGGUUCUACGCUGGAAUAGGGGACCGAGACACAACUAAAGUGCCAGGCAAGAUUGCAGGAUUUAUAUGAUGUCUGCUCGUGCAGUUGACAUGGAUGAUGAAGAUGGACGUUGUCUGUUAGACGUAAUUUGUGACCCUCAGGCUCUGAAUGACUUCUUGCAUGGUUCAGACCAGCUCGAUGGCGAUGAUCUCCUUGAUACGACAGCUGAUCCUGCCAGCGCCUUCUUCACUGAUGCAUCUCUUAAUGUACAGGAUACGACUGUUAAUCAUUUGAACAGCGGGCAGACUCAGAAUUCCUCCAGCGCAGUCGAUCUCGAUUUCCUGGAAGAUGAUAUCCUUGGGCCAUCCCCUGGUUCCAACUUGCAGAAUUCUGACCAGCCGUGUGAUAUCUUGCAGCAGAGCUUGCAAGAGGCUAACAUCACAGAGCAGUCUUUAGAAGAGGAUGCUGAUCUGGACAUUGCCUCGCUCCAUUUCCCUUCCUUGCAGCCGGUAUCACAGGCAGCUGAUGCCUCCCAGCUUUUCUCAACUAGCACUGAUCUGAUUGGUUUGCAGCAGCAGCCCACAGUCCUUGCCCAGCAGACUCUGAUCCAGCAACAGACCAUAGGUGGCCAAGUUGUGAACAAGGCCAUCAACGUACAGCCCUUUUUGCAGCAAGUCGGACUGGGCAAUGUGACCUUGCAGCCCGUCUCGAAUCUCCAGGGGCUGCCAAAUGGAAGCCCGUCCGGGGCAUUGGGCAUCGGGCAGAUCCAAGUGGUUGGGCAGUUGUCAAACCAGUCGGUCAUGACCAUCAACCAGCCGGCACAGCAGAUCAUCACAAAGGCUGGGCAGCCUACCCAGGUGACAACUGUGCCGGUCGGGAGCUAUAUAUCUUCGCCGGCCUCGGACCAGCAGCAAGUGGCCUUGAACUCUGCUGGGGUCUCGCCUCCCAAUGCUGGACUCGUGCUCCAGAAGAGCGCCCCUCCUGGAGCGUUGAAUGGAAACUCCCUCUUUGCUGGUACAUCCAUCGCUCAGGCAAAUCAGGCGCUGACGGUCAGGCCCACCAUGAGCAAUCCCAUGACGCAGGCUCCACUCUCAGCCCAAAACGUCAUCAUUCAGAGGACCCCGACUCCGAUCCAGCCAAAGCCAACGGGAGGAGUCAUCCAGCACAAACUCUUUCAGAUUAGCUCGAAGCCGUUUGCUUCCACCAAUACUGCACUGACCAUCCAGAAUGAAACUUCACUGCAGCAGCAACAGCAGCAGCAGCAGCAACAGCAGCAACAACAAAAGGCCCAACAAAAUGUGACUUUCAUGGCAGGGAAGCCUGUGCAGAAUGUGGUUUUCUCUGCCUCCGGGACUGGGUUCCCCCAGACUAUCUCCUCCAAUGUUUUCAAGCAGCAUCAGGCGCAGCAGCAAGCCUUGGGCAAAUCCCUGAGUCUGCACCUGCAAGGUGGCAGCAUUGUCAUCCAGCCUCAGCAUAUGCAGCAGGCUAUGCUUCAGAGUCAGAACCAGUUCCUCCUGCAAGGCCAGCUGUCUGGUGCCUCAGCUGUCCCUCUUUCACAACAGCUCUCUGCCUUGCAGGCAAAUGUGGGCGGGCAGAUACUGACUGCCCAGUCUGCUGGUGGUCAGGCGCCCGCGACCCACAUCAUUGCUAGCCAGGGUCCGGCCGGUCAGCUGAUCGCCAACCAGACCUUGCCGGCUCAGAUCUUGACCAACCAGAACAUUGCCGGACAGCUGAACUUGAGCCAGGUAAUAGCAGCCCAGAAUGCUCACGGAGCAACCCAUAUCUUGUCCGCUCCCAUCCAGCUGCAGCCUGGCCCCGUGGGUCAGUCCGCAGUCUUCCAAAUGCCAGUGUCUUUAGCGAAUAGCCUGAACCCUCAGACAUCAGCACCUGUCCAGGCAACCCUGGCCGGUGGUGCCGUCAACCAGCAGAGCCAGUCAGCUGUCGUACAGGGAGUGACACUGCCCAACCAGGUCACCAUGCUGAACAGUGGAGAGAGUCUCGGACAGGCAGUGAGCAUCCAACAGCCGGCCAGCAACGCCCAGGGCUCCAGCGUCAUCCAGCAGCAAGCGGGGCCUGGCCCUGGGUUAAUGGCUCUCGGGAAUGGGCAGCCCUCGUUGCUGACUGUCCAGACUGCCAUAGCGUCUCCAGCUCAGCCAUCCCAACAGCAGCAACCCGUCCAGGCUCAGUUAGCCUCAGCCCCUCAGUCCAGCAGCAGCAGUAUGGUGCAAACGCCUGGGAAAAUUAUCAUCAGCCAGCAAGGAUCUGCGGGAGUCAUCAGCCAAGAUGCAGCUGACAUGUUCUUCCAGCAGCAGGAACAGAAACAGCAGCAGCUUUACCAGGCGGCUCUGAAACUCCAACAGGAAAAAGGCCUGAACCAGCCGUCCCCUCACAGCUUAGCACCGACUGCCACCACGAGCAGCGUCCCUGCCUCGGUUAUCGUCAGCAGUAGCAUGGGGCUGGCACCGGCCACGCCUGCGGGACACGCGGACUCCAAAGGACAAACAGUGUUGCCCUCGCUGCCGAACACUCCGUUCCAGCAGAUACGGGCUGGACAGCAGAUGGCUACGGGACAGCAAAAGACAACCUUGCAGCAGCUCCCGGUUACUUCACAGUCACCUCUACCUCAAACGCCACAGAAUGACAGCCAGCUCCAUCUGCAGAUGCAGUCGCCACACCAAAUGCAGUCUCCCCAUCAGAUGCAAUCACCGCACCAGUCACGUCCACCCUCACAGCCUCAGCCUUUGUCGAGACCUCCCUCCCGCCCUCAGUCACGUCCGUCCUCUCAGCCCCAGGUGCUGUCCAGGCCACCAUCGGAGCCCCUUUCCCGCUCUUGCACGCCAUCCCAGCUGCCCCUUCAGCCCCUGUAUGUGAUUCAGACCCAGGUCCAGUCAUCCCCGCACGGUGCCCCCCAGGGGCAGCACCCAAUGAGGCCUCCAUCACAGCCUCAUGUGCAGGUUCAGUUCCAGAACCCCCCUCAGCCUGAACCCCAGCCCCAGUCUCAAGCCCAGCUGACAUCUCCCACCCAGAUACACCUUCAGGUCCAGCCCACCCCUCAGGUCCAGAGCCAGGCCGAGGUGCAGACCCCAUCCCACCUCUUGCACCCGUCCACAGCCCCAAGCCAAGUCCCGAGCGAGCAUCAUCCAACGCAGUCUCAGUCACAGCACGUCCAGCUCCAAUUGCACUGCCAGUCCCAAGCGCAGGCCCCUCUGCAGCCCGUCUAUCAGACGCUGCAUCUCACAACGGAGCAGCAGAACCGGUUCCAGAUGGUUACGAGCCAACUUCAAUCCAUAUCUUCGAUUCCCAACCCCACCGACCAGCAUAAACACAUCAUGGAGAAGCUGCAGCAGAUGCAGCAUAACAUAAUUCUACAAGCCAAACAGUCUGCAGCGAACCAGACUGUGAGUGGGCUUGGCCCACUGAGCAAUCAGGCACCCACCAUGCUAAUCAGUAGCCAGGUGCAGUCUCCCAGUGUGCCAGCUCAGGUACAUACCACCUCAGCCAGUAUGAAGUCCCAGCCUCAUGGGGGAGGUCAAGCAGCCCUAGCAACACUGCUUCAACAGACAUCCGUCCUUGUGAAGACAUCUUCAGCAGGUACCACGACCACAACAAGGUCUCCAGACAGCAAAGUCAUCUCGGGGGGAGUACCUGGAGGCACCUGCCACAUCCAGCAGGGAGCAGCGGUCCCUAUACAGAUGAAACCUCUCGCACAGCACCAGAUUCAACCAGCCCUGCAGACAAAACCUGGAGUAAUCAGUUCAAUUUCUGGUCUGAAUAUGAACUUGACCAAAGGACCAAUCCAAAUCCAGCUUCUUGGUAAAGGACUAACACAGUUAAUGCCAGCGACCUCUGUCCCAGCACAUCAGAUGGAUAAUAAAUUGGGAGGAUCGAAGGUGCCAGUGUCCCUGAAACCAACAAAGGAAGCUGUGAUAUUGGACAGUCUUGACAAGCAUCGGAAUGCAGUGCUCCAACCGGACUACAAGUCACGUUUCCAAUCGUAUGAGGACAUGGUCCACCGGCUACUGCCAUAUCACCUUUAUCAGGGGACGUUACCAUCUGAUGAAGAACACAGGAGAGUGGAUGAAGAAUUUGAGACUGUAUCGACGCAGUUAUUAAAACGUACCCAGGCCAUGCUGAGCAAAUACCGAAUGCUGCUGUUCGAGGAGGCCAGGAGAUUGAGUCCAUCAGCUGAGAUGGUGAUGAUUGACAGGAUGUUUAUCCAGGAAGAGAAAACCUCCCUUACCACUGACAAGCAGCUAGCAAAAGAGAAACCUGAUGAAUAUGUGGCAUCUUCCUCCAGAUCCCACAGCCUGGCUACCUGUUCUCCAUCCCCCUCCUGUAACACUUCAGCUGCUUCACUGGAAACCCCUCGGGCUCCCGGUACUCAAACAGCCACACAGAUCCACCCGACAAAGUUGGUCAUCAAGCACUCUGGAGCCUCACCUUCCGUCUCGUGGGCCAAGGACGGUGACGACGAGACUCUUCACACCCGAAGUCGGCCGCCUCCGAUGAAGACGUACGAGGCUCGAAGCAGGAUCGGGCUGAAGCUUAAGAUCAAGCAGGAGGCAGGGCUUAGUAAGGUGGUUCACAACACUGCCCUUGACCCCGUCCAUCAGUCUGUCAGCACGAGCUCAGUCAUCAAAAGCACCGAAUGUUUGGUGGCAACGAGCGUCAGCCAGAUGAACGGGACUCUCGAACACGCGACGCCACCCCCAGCUGAGAACAAGCCACCUCGUAGUGCCAACUAUUGUAAGCUGCCACCGCGCAAGACUUAUCGGGAGAACGUGCAGUCACUAUCAGCUGAUCGAACUGCUGGGACCCCAUCUCAGGGUGGGACUGUUAGGGUGGAGGACAGCAGGAGAGAAACAGUGUCCAAGUGUGAGGAAUCUUCCAAAAGUGUCAUAGCCACUUGCAAAUCCGCAGAGAGUCCAAAGGUGAGAACUGCAAGAGGCAGACCUGAGGAGAGCGCAGUGGUCUCGAGUUUCAGUAGGAAGGCUCGAACACAUACACACCACCUGCCUCCCAAAUCGGAGGAGCCUCCUGGAGGAAGAGCCGAGGAUGGCACUGGGGGACUCAUGAAGGAACUGUCGGACGUUGAGGACGAGUUAAUCAUCAAAGCAGACCCUCCGGACGGGCCCUGGGAACUGGCACUCCCACCUGCCAAGCGGAGCAAGUCCGAGUCGUUCGACAUGGACAAUGCCAGUUUCUCCAGUGACAGCCCUCAGGAUGACACGCUCAAUGAGCAUUUGCAGAGUGCUAUUGACAGUAUCCUGAACUUGAGGCAACCGCAGUCCGUGUCAGUCACUCAAAACCCAGUGUCGUCUCCGUACAAUUCCUCAGAAAUGAACUCUUCGCCCUUUUCCCCCACUCCCCACUCAGACAGCUAUCUUGCACCCAAUCACAACGGAGGCCUUGGAGCUAGAACUUACACUAGAUGACUCAGUCUGUUCAACUCGUAUUUUUCCCAACAUUGGUACGAUGUCUGUGCUGUGGAACCACAACACAGCUCAUUAAAGAGAGAGUAUCCCUUUAUGUGAACCUACCGUUGUGGUAUUUUGUAAGCAUUGCAUCCAAAACAAAAAAAGAUCUUUCUCAAUGCAUUCUUGAGGCUUUUAACAUUAGUUAAAGAUGCAGUGAUAACCGUCCAGUGUAACCUGUGAUGAGAUUGCCGACUCUCACAUUGGAGCUUGUACCUGUUUUUUUAGCAGGUUGCUUGGAAGGGCCAGAGGCUGGGAGAAGGCACAACACAGUUUGCCUUUUGGGAGCCCUGUGUCCUUGCUUGAGUUCAGAGUUCAAGGGUGCAGCAACCUAAAGGUGUGAUUCAUAAGAGUUGGUUUGUGAUAAAUUCAAAGGCUAACUAGAUGAUUGACCAAUGUACCUUAACCAAAAAAAAACAAAUCCACAUACAUAUGGUUUUCUCAGUCUUCCUUGGAGUGUGCACAAUCGUUCUGAUUGUGGGAACAUUCAUCAACCCGUAAUGGAGUCAAAAGUGCCAGUACUUGUGUGAAAUGGUUUCUCCUCCUUCCUAUGGGACCUUGUAUUUUCUCCUGUCUCCACCCUGGGAGGUAGACUUGGGAUGUAACUUUCUGGUUUUCUCCUUGCCGCCAAAUGUCAUGUUGGCCCUUGUUAUCAGCUGAAGGUCAAAGCUGUGAUAACACGCUGAUCUCUGUGAAUAGGUGGAGGGGACCUAUGUAGCAUUGAUACAUACUGCAACUAUAUUUGAGCCACAAUCCAAGUUCCCAUGUCCCCCCGCCUCUACACAAUCUGAGCUGUAAUCUCUCAUUUAUAUGUAGCAUCAUUCCCUUCAGUGCCAGCCUUGCCUAAGUUCUCAAUUCCUUCUUAAAUGCCCCCUUCCUCCCCUCAGCCACUGAAGUAACUACAGGCUUUGGCAGUAGGAUGGUUUGGUGAAGACCCCUUUGGUAUUGCAGUUGGUCACUGAAUAGUGCAGAACCAACCUAGCCAUGACUUUUCCAGAGUGUUUGAGUGUGUGGCCCCUGUGCAUUUAUGGUUUUGCCUGGCUGUUCUGGGCACAUGACUUAAGGGAACUGACUAGUCCAUGGCCUAUAGAGGGACUAUUCAGUCACUCUGUGGUUGCACAAGUUUGAAUGAAGGUAAAGGACUCUGUUUUCGGAAUUCCCCCAUCUCUCUCAAACACUCUGCUUUAAGAAAUUGUCUUGUUACAUCACCCAGGGUUACCCAGUGUCACACACAUGGGCGUGUCCCUGAGAUUUUAUUGGGACAGCUCCAUUCCUCCUCCCUGAUCCACUCCAUUUGGUUUCCUGACAUGUCCAUCAUCUCAGUUUCACGCCUGACAGUCCUCCUGUUGAUCAGUCUUUCCAAGUUCACCACCUUUUCUGGAACUUCUCAUGGCCUGUUAAAAUGUCUGGGUUUAUGUUGUAUUAAUUUCCCUCCUGAGUUAUUCCCAUCAGCGUGCUGCAGAUAAACCUACAAUUUCUAGAGACCCCAGGGCAGUGCUAGGGUAGGUUGGGGGGGGGCCAAUUUUAAAACUCUCCUGUUUUGUUUCGAAAACUGAAGUGAUAUCAGGUUGCGUGAAUGUUUUGGAGCUAUCACUGAUUUGGAGCAAGUGUGGAUGUAUCUCACUGCCUCACACGCAGAGGAAGCUUUAUUCCGUAACAAUUGAUACACUCAAGAAGGGCCAUAUGUUUCUGCUGGGGAGGGUGCAAAAUUUGCCAACGCGCAUAACCUCUGGCAGAAGGGGGAAGACUGGAUUAGAAUUGGGAAGGGAAAUGUAGGAAGUCAGCUGCAAGUUAAUUGAAGCAUUUUUCUGAUAUAUUUAUAAUAUGAAUUCUGUUAAUUGCUGUUUAUCACAAAUUAAUUAGAAAUGGGCAGCGUGUGGGUUUAUUUGCUUUCAGAAUUGAGAUUGGUCAACUUAACGUCAAACUGUGUCAGCUUCAGGGAUACAGCCAGACUAGGGGAUGGGGGAAUUCCAGGAGCUGGGCUUCUGCUGGUUCCUAAUUGAAUGUGUUUUGCUGUCUUCAAUUGUUGUGCAACAGUAAAAAGGGUCAACUCCGAGGUACAGGAGGGAGUAUCCCUGUUUUUAUUUUGCUUUCUGAAGUAAGUUGGGGCAUGGGGUGGGGGAAGUAAUUUUAACAAGAUCAUGGCAUUGGCUGUUUCAGGAGAGAUGUUGAUCUUUCUGCAGGUUCUGAGUUACAUUUUCAUCUGAGAAGAAAAUCUUGUUUUUUUUAUUAUUCAUUCUGGGAUUGUGGGUUUUGUUGUCAGUGCUGGGGUUUGCUGUCCAUCUUUAAUUUCCCUUGAGAAUUGCGUGGCGUAGAGAGACACAAGGAGUAAAAGUUGUUCCCAGAUGUUGCCUCCAGUAGGGUAAUUGACAAAGGAAAGUUAUCUCGAUGUCAUGAUUGUUCUUGUGUGAGUACAGCAGGACUUGUGUAAACAUGCAGGAUUCUGCUACCUGUUGCUUUAACAAGUACUGCUGGGGCAACAGAAUUAAACACUCUGUCUCUCCAUGAGAGAUUAUAACAGCCAGCAGCAGGGUUGGAUCCUGCCCGUUCACCAGUAUGAUAUGAGGUACUUUAAUUAAAAAAAUUGUCAUCAGAGGCCCCAGUCUGUCUUGUCAGACUGUGCAAGCUGACUUGACAUCUUCUGGCCCUCUGAUACCCUACAGGUCCCAGUGGCCAACCACACCUUUGUGACAUUUCACCUGUUUGUUUGUAUGUCCCCCAUUAGGAGUAGACAUUUGCUUUACAGGUUGAAACGCUGGAAUUUCUCGUACUCCACCACUUACAUAGCCGUUAUGAUCGGUAAAUUAAUUUAAGAUUCUGUUGAUUUAAGAGAUUAGCAAAUCCCUCAAUUCUCAAAUGUUUUCAAAGGAGUUUGUGCAAACUUAUUGAGACAUUGUGAUGUAAAUUUCAGUAGGGGCUAGGUGGUUGCUUCUCUUGCCGAGUGUGUGUGUGUGUGUGUGUGUGUGUGUGUACUUCAUCUGUACUUUUGCGUUUCUCCUUCUCUCUUCCCCCUUACAUGACAACACACCACAUCCCCUACCCCCAUCCAAAACGCACGGGGAAGUACCCCUGUGUAGAUUUUGAAUUUUUUUUGUUAAAUAUAUUCCUGAUAUAAGGACAUAAACUGUUAAACUGAGGGUAGCCUGGUUAGCUCCUCAAAUACAAUAUUAAUUUGCCACCAGCUCCACAGAUGGUCAGCAUACAUAAUGUUUUACUUUAAAACAAAAAGAAAUUGAAGUGAAGAAUUUUGAGUGUUGAUGAUUAUUUAAAGGCUUAUUUCAGAUGAACUAUUAGUUUAAAAGAAGACCCUGCCUGGGAAUAGGCGCUGGAGUCCAGUUAGGAUAAUUGUAAAUGUAUGAUUUGGCUGUUAGGCUUUCAGUACUCUCUUUUAAACCAUUUUCAAGUUGGGGGAGUGGGCAAUACUGAAUGAUUGGAAGUCCCCACUGUGAAAACUCAUUUCUUGAAAGAACUGUUGUGAAUGUUAAUUUUCUUCACACUUUUGGGCAUGGUUUCAUUAUUCUGAUCGGCGCCAACACUGUGUCCACGUCUUCAGUCUUUAUUCCUUUUUUUUUCCCUCAAUUAAACUCUCCAAAUUAUGUAAAAGCAAAAUAUUGUGGAUGCUGGAAAUCUGAAAUAAAAAGGGUGCUGGAAAAAAUAGUGUAUCUCUCCAGCACUUUGUUUUUAAUCUCCAAGUUAUGUUCCAUUUUUCUGUUAGAACAAUACAAAACUUUGCCUUUUAUUUUGGCAGCUUUAAGUGUCUGUGAUUUCAAACAGACCCAAUUUCCAGUGUUAAUGAAAUGACAGCAUUAUUUAUAAACCUCAUUAUGGAACCCUGAGCUUUUUUUUAAACAGCGGUGGUAUCCUUUUUUUUCGCUCUGUAUUGGAAUGGUCUUUUUGCAAAACUUGGACAGCAAGUGUCAACAAGCUAUUUGACUGCAGAAUGCCUCACGUGAACCAGGUUCUGACCUUGUUUGGUGCCCAGGUUCGUCUCUCCUAUCAAUAGGAGAAGAUAGGAGCUGGGAUCCUGCAGGACCUGCACCUUCUUUUAAAUUUAAAGUCUGUGCCAAUGAAACACAAGAUUUAUGUAUUAUAAUCUCAAUUAUCAUUUGUUUUUGCCCAAGGACUGAGGCUGUCAGGGUUAAUGUCGAUCAGGAUGGAGUUAGCUAAUUUCAGUGGGGCUUGGGCUAGGUUAGGGGAGAGGGGCAAAGCUGCCUUUUAGCAGGAGAGGGGAAGGGUGUGUUACAUAAGUGAUUCAGAAUCAUGCGCUGCAGGAUCGUCUUCAACAUUUUAUUUACUGAUAUAUCUGCUAAACGUACAAGCAUCCCCUAUUCUGAGGGUGUUUAACAUGAUGGCUGGGCGCAGCAUGAUGGAGAAAUAGUGCUGUUGCUGUAUCAGUUAGGAUCAGAGUUGCAAAUCUUCACCAGUGCCACAACACCCACCACCCUCCCUGCCGUCCUCUUUGACAGACUGUAAACUCUACUGUCUUCUGUUAAAUCCUGGUCCUUAAUUGGACUUUGUGGCCCCUUUUGAGUUGGAUUCGUGAGUAAAUACUUUGGCAAAGUUACAAUGAAAUGUAGAAUGUUUUCCACCUUAAGACCCAAUCUGUCUGAAAAUGUGGACUGAAUGCUGCACCUUUUCUAGUUUUAAUUUUUUUUAAAAAAUAAUUUUCUUUCCUUCCCUUCAAUGUUUCUUUCCCUCCAUUUUCCUGUUAGUCUUCAGUUUCCUAAACCCCCGUCACCUCCAUCCAAUCAGUUCACCUCUCAUCCCUCCCUCCCUUUUCAUUCACAUCUUCAUGAAUUUACACUCUUCCACAUUGUGUGCCAUUUGUGAAAAAUAAUGUGCCAAUUAUUAUCAGAGUUCAUUAAUUGUCAUUUUUAAAACUUGAGUUUGUUGUUGCCUUUAUCAGUUUGGGAUGCUGCAGAGUAAUUCUGUACUUAACCCUUCCCUGUCCUAGGAGUAUUUAAUGGGGACAGUAUUGGGAGAGCUUUAUGCUGUAUCUAGCCCUUUGCUAUCCCUGUUGUGGGAGUGUUUGUUGGGGACCGUGUAGUGGGAAUUAUUUUCAUCAGAAGAAACUGAUGGUAGCGCUUUGGAGAGAUAUCCAGUGACCUCUUUAAUUUAAUUAUGUUUUGUGGAGAAAUUGAAAAUGGCAACAUUGCUUUUGUUUAACGGUUAGAUGCAUGCAGCAGUUUGAAAGCACAUGGUUAUCCUCCCUGUGUGUGGAGCUCCCAUUUGAGAGCUUUGCUGAAUUGUAUCUUUUAUCGCUGAAGUACAAAGGGGUCCCCCAUUUAUUAACGUCCAACUUCGGAGUGUGAUCCCAUACAAAGAUGUAAUUUUAAAUAUCCAACCUGUGAACAUUUCCUGUACUUAUACUGUCCUGCAUCGUGUUCCAACUUCAAACAGACUCCGGAAUGGAGCACGUUCACAUCUGGCAUUGCCUGGACAGUCCAGGGUUUGCUCUCUCCAGUGAUCACCCAAGUUCUCUCCUUAAUUCAAACAUAAGCCACUUUUGAUUGAAAAUUCUGUUCUGGAAAGCAGUAGCAAAAAUAGUCAUCUCCAAUGUUGCUUCUCUCUUUCCAACAAAGAUAGUCAAUAGUCCUUCCUAAAUGUGUGCCACCCAUUAAAGACCGAUCCCAUUCUAGUUUCAAGUUUUGUUUGACUUCUUCCCCCCCCCCCCCCUCAGAACCACUUAUUGUCAGGAACUCCUUCUCUCUAGACUAUUUCAAUCCAGAACUUGCCUCGUCAGACUACUGAAGCUGUUAUUAGUUUUGUUGCAGUUUGAUUUUAUUGACCGCCUUUGCUGUUCAUUUGUGGCUGGUGGAUGUCUGUUGUUGCAUCUCUCCAGAGACGCCGCGGGUGUAUGAAAAGGGAAGCGACGAUUGAGUUUCAUGCUGUGUCCGCAGGAACUUUGAUCAGGAUGCAGUCAUUCCUCAGUGCCCAAGAACAGCUGCCUCUGUAUUUAACCAGAAGCCUCUGUUCUCCCAGUGGAGGUGUUGGGUGUUAGUGAGAUUCAGAGUAUAUUGUGCCAUUUCAUGUUAGUGCCACUAUGAUUGUAAUUCAGGCAAAAGUUUGGGGUGAUAGUUGCCUAUUAGAAAUCAGCAUUAAUUCCGAGUGCGUGUAUUUUGUUAUUGGGGUGAGCAACCACUUCAUUGCUGUCGAUUCGCCUGUGUCCUACUAACUAGAACACUCCUGAGUCGGCAGAUUCAGCGAAUACACACAAGUCCAGGUGUUUAAAGGGAUACUGUCUCUUUUCAGCUGAUAUUAAUUCUACCUUGAAACAAAAAAAAUACGGAAAAAUCUCUCGAGCUCCCCCACCUCUUCCCCCCCACCCCCACCACACCGCAACACACCACAAAAACCUCGCCUUUCUAACUGUGUCUCGUACCCUAACAUUCCUGCAGGGGGAGGUCACAGAAAACAGUGUAUUGUCCUCGCAGUGUUCC